AUGCGUGUGCGCCAGAUGCUCAACCAGACCCUGCUGGCCAACCGCCGUAGUGCGGCGCGCCUCCUGCUGCUCCUGCAGGAGGCCAACCUCCAGCAGGAGGCGCGGCUCCAUCUGCAGUGGGAGGAGUCUCUGGGCCGCUGGAGGCGGAGCCGAGCCGACCAGGUGGUGCAGGACUUCAGGUCGGUGCUGGCGAGCGUGGACGUGUGGCAGCUGCUGGCGGACCAGCCCGCCUUCCAGGAAGUGGCGCACAGCCUGCGGCGUCUGGCGCAACAACGCUGUGACAUCAUCGCCGGCAUCAGCGCCUUGGUCCCGCCCCUGCUGUCGGAGGCCCACGUGUCGGACUGGUUCAGCCGGCUGACAGCUGUCAAUCAGCACAUCGACAGCUGCCACUCUGACUUCCUGCAUCAGCUGCGCUGCUGCUACGAGCUGGUUUGGCGGGAGCGCCUGGCUCAGGUGCAGCGACACCAGGAGGCGCUCUCCUCUCUGGACCUAUCGGAGGUGGAAGUGGCGGACAUCGUCAAGUCUCAGCUCCUCACUCUGAUUGGUCAAUACCAGCGGCAGGAUGAAGGACAGCUGGCGACCAUCGACACGUGCUCAGACGGGUUGUGGGCGGCGUCCGCCAGGCUCAGCAGGCGUGUCUUCGUGGUGAUGCGCGCCUUGGCCUCGCUGUGGGAGGAGCACAGCGCCAAGCUGCUGCGCCAUGAGGAGGACAUCCAGCAGCGGCUGGACGAGCUGAGGGUGGCGCAGGAGAAACACGUGCAGAGAAAGAAAGUCUACCUGGACGAGAUGCUGGCCGGACUUCGCCAGGAGAGCAGCGAGGCGGCCCUGAGGAAGUAUCUGGAGCAGACCGUGCACUACCUGAGCAACCUGAGGGAAAGCUGCGGCGAGUGCGUCUCCGAUCAGCGCCGCGUGUUGGACCGCCUCCCGCACAUCUAUGUGGCCGAGCUGGACGUCUACAGCGGACACCUGAGCGACUUCUUCCGCCUCAGCCACGCCUUCACCCCGACUGCCGAGGAUCUACGGAAACUCCCGCCAGUCGACGACGACGACGUUGCCAGCGCCGCAGAAGGCGGGACAACAGCGGCGAGUCCAAUCAGCAGUCAGAGUGCCGCCGAGCCUGAGCCGUCCUCUGAUUGGCUGACGGAGGUGAGCUCACCUGCCAUUGUUGAUGGAUGA
This is a messenger RNA of Entelurus aequoreus (snake pipefish), 1176 nucleotides long. RefSeq lists its product as uncharacterized. Bases 1 to 1176 code for a protein of 391 amino acids. The record is from RefSeq and is a predicted model, not a curated record. The transcript has 10 exons. Lineage: Eukaryota; Metazoa; Chordata; Actinopteri; Syngnathiformes; Syngnathidae.